Guillardia theta CCMP2712 is the source of this 276-nucleotide messenger RNA. RefSeq lists its product as hypothetical. Lineage: Eukaryota; Cryptophyceae; Pyrenomonadales; Geminigeraceae. The transcript has a single exon. Bases 1 to 276 code for a protein of 91 amino acids. The record is from RefSeq and is a predicted model, not a curated record.
AUGCUGUUCCCAACAUUACCAAUGUGCAUGUAUGGAGUUGCGGAGUUUGCCCUCGCAUCCGUGUUAUACCAUGCAGACUUCCUGAGAACGAAUUUGCAGAGGAAUCAUCCUCUUUGGAAGUCAGCCUUGUUUCAGGACGAAGCUAUGCUGAAUACUUUGAAAUCAAUUGUUUGCUGCAUGCCAAAGGAAGCAAGGGGCAGAAUGGAAGCGACAGGCAUUCCUCCACACGUUCAUCAAUAUGUCCACUGGCCAAUGACAAGGUUAUUGCGUCCCUAG